Messenger RNA from Procambarus clarkii (red swamp crayfish), 2153 nucleotides. The record is from RefSeq and is a predicted model, not a curated record. Lineage: Eukaryota; Metazoa; Arthropoda; Malacostraca; Decapoda; Cambaridae.
AUGAAGCCUGAACCUACACCCCCAGCUCUACAGCUUCGCCAAUUCCUCAGCCCCCCAACAAGUAGCCAAUACCACGCCCAUGAUAACCUUAACAGAUCAUUUCUUCUCCCAACAGGCAAGAUCGUACCGUACGUGGAGAUGAGCGUGGUCCACGCCUCGGCCCUCUCUCUGGUGGUCAUCUCCUUAGAGCGGUACCAUGUAAUCUGCCAGCCGCUCCAGGCCGGCUACCGGUGCACCAAGACCAAGGCCGUGAUCGCUAUAGCUAUCAUAUGGGUCGUGGCCUUCAUCUCUGCAGGACCGCUGCUACGGAUCGUCCAGUACAGCUACGUUAAGUUCUAUGACGGGACGUGGAAACCUCACUGCAGCGCCCCUGUUGACGACAAGUGGACCGUCUCAUUCUUCUUCGCCACCUCUAUUUUGUUCUUCUUCGUGCCGCUGCUGCUGCUGGUGGCGCUGUACACAGUCAUUGCCCGCCAGCUGCUGGUGGACACCUUCGAGCUCACUCACAAGAAAGAGAACCCGCAGAUGCGAGCGAGGAGGCAGGUGGUGGUGAUGCUUGCCACAGUCGUCCUCUUCUUCUUCCUCUGCCUCUUGCCGAUGCGGGUCUUCUACUUGUGGAUCCUAACCGUUACCCGCGAGAGCAUCACCUCCUUAGGCAUCGAGGGUUACUACAACCUCCUCUACUUCUGUCGCGUCAUGUAUUACAUCAACUCCUCGAUCAAUCCCAUCCUCUAUAACAUGACGUCGACCAAGUUCCGCACUGCCUUCUUGAGGGUGUUCCGAGGCAAGCAAGGGCGGUUACACCGACAGCACACCUACAGCAACACCUCAUUCAACAACCCCACAGUCAGCAACAACCUGCGCCUCAACUACGGCACCAACUGCUCUAUGGUGUACAAAACGCUGUACUCCAAGAGCGUGGUCACUAACCAGUACAGCUACACCUCCACGGCGUCCGGAGCGUCUCAGGUCACGCGCCAGACUAGUCUCCUCUCUAACAGCAAAUCUCGCUCGAGCACCAAAGACACUUUCGUCUAGCUGGCACUGUGACACUGUGACACUUAACCUCUAUUAGUUUACACAACAGUCUAAUGAAGACGCUUCUUAUGAUGACUUAUAGCUGAACUAGACUCCGCAACGGAGUCGUUCGUGAAGGCAUUUUCCGUGAGUUAUAACUAUUGAAUCAGUGUAUUUGAUCGCUUCAGUCUUAUUAAUGUUUGGGAGCGUAAUUCCCAAUUCGCAGCUGUAUAAACCAUUUAAAGUUUACUGGGAUAAACAAUAUAUGCUUCCAUGAGCUACGCUAUUCAAUGUCUUUCCAGAAAAAGCAUAAAUAAAACUAGUUGUUGAGCGUGUUGAUGUGUGACGAACGACCAAAAGUGUGGAACAUUUAUCUAUGUAAUUAUCUUCGCACGUUUACAUGGACACAUUUACAGCAUAUUAAAAUACAUUCUUGGAUAUUCAACUGUUUAUCUGAACAAUUCCAUUGUAUCAUACGUGUCUAGUCUCGGUGUUUGCCUUAUCACGUUACUUGUAUACAUGUGGACCCAUUAGACGAAUUUGUUGGUGUCAACUCCGUAAACUUUGAUUGAUUGAUAAAGAUUAAGCCACCCAAGAGGUGGCACGGGCAUGAAUAGCCCGUAAGUGUAAACUUUCAUUAGCCUGUCUUCUUAUAGUAUCUCGGAGACCAGGUGGUGUCAGAGGACAUAUGUAAGAGUUGCGACAGGGGGCAUAAAUGAGGGAUUCUGGCAUGAGUCCGUCUUGUACUGGGGGAGGAACGCAUGACCUAAAGGCUCUCCUCUCUGUCGUAAUCUCUCCUUGUCCAAUAUCAUCGAUAUUUCUCCAAAGCUAAUUCCUGAGAUAAGGGUCUCUUAAGAAAAUACAAGUGUCUGUGCGUUGAUGCUGUACUCUAAGAUUUGUAACCAUAACAACCUCAGCUGUAUUUAUAGCAUUUUGGUAUUUGCCAAAAUAUUUAUUUGGGAUCCAAGCAAUGUCUUCAACAACUGAAUGUUGUUCAAGGUAUUGUUUUGAGAAACUCUAAAGUUGUGAGUGUGUGUGUACAUGGUUGUGUGAGUGUGUGUGUGUACAUGCUUGUAUGUGUGUGUGUGUGUACAUGGUUGUAUGUGUAUGUGUGUGUACAUGCUUGUAUGUGUGUG